CUCGGUGCCCCGCCCCCUCUUCCCUCCCCUCCGCCCCGCCCCGCCCCGCCCCCUCCCCCGGCGGGCACUGGCGGAGCGCGGCUUGAGCCGCUGCCACGCACCGGGCGCUGCUGAGGUGACAUGUAACUUCCUGUUUAUAAGCAUAUUCAUAAGGAAUGCUCUUGGCACACCUUGAUAAGCUUCUUUGGCCAAAACAGUGGUUGCUUCUUGUAAAAUACCUAAAUGGCAGCACAGAAAAGGAAGUCUACACUACUAGAACCUUCUGCUAAACGUCCAAAGCUGGAUAAGAACAGCAAUUUAGCUUCAACAAAGAAAGAAAGAGAGGUUUCAGGUACAAAGCAUGUCUCAAAGAAGUCCAAGCCAAAUAAAGCUGCAGUGCAAGAGAAAACACUCAAAACACCUACCAAACUAAACAGGUUGGUGGUAAGUAAAGACGACAAAAAUUGUGCUAUGCUUUCUUCCCACACUAAACCGGUGCAGAAACAACCUAAACAGAGUGAAAUUGACUUAAACAGAAGAUCCUGUAAAAUAGGACCUGUCAGAAGAUCAACUCUAAAAUCUUUAAGUAUGGUAUCUUGUACAAAGUCACCCUCCAAAACUUCAAAAAUGAACCAUACUAGUUUCUUGAAAUCUGCAAAGACCUCUUCCAAAACAAGUCCUGAGGGAAAGAAUAAAUUGAAUUCUACGCAAGGAAAGGUCUCUGAAAGCAAGAGACAGCAGCAAUUAAAAACAGUUUCAAAUGAUAAAAAGCAUUCAUCUGAAACCCAGAGUAGUAGACGUCCUGUCUUGCAGUGUGUAAAAACAUUAAAUACAGCACUUCGAAGAAAUCACGUAGAAAUGAAAUCUGUUAAAGACCAUUCUAAAGAAAAUACGUCUUCUAAAAGCUCUAAAGAUGUAAAAACUGAUAGAGAUUUAGAAAUAGAUGUUAAGGGUACUAAAAAGAAUCUUGCAAAAAAAUUGUCUUCUCAAGAAGCUGAAAAACAGUUGGAUAAUUCUGUUAGUGGUAACACAGAUGUACCUGAAUUAGGGAUGCGUAUGACUACAAGAUCUUCAAGCACCACCUCUAACAAUAAAAACGUACAGCAACAACCAAAAGCCACAAUAAAUAAGGAAGUGUGCCAGAAAAAAUCUAUGAAAGAAAUUUCUAAGUCAAAAAGUACAGUCACCCCAAGUGAACAACAGAUGAGGAGGUCACAGAGAUUGCAGCAGUUAUCAGAAGUGCCAGCAAGAUCACUGCGUAACAGAGACAUUAAAGAAGGAAAAGUUUCAGAAACAAAACAAGGCACCCAGACGAAAAAAUAUGAUCAAGGUGUUGAAGUUGAAACACUUAAACCUGGUAAGCAGAAAAAUGUAAAAAUAAAACCUGAUUGUACAAAUGAAGAUGGAAAAAUACUUACAGAAAAAACUAGCUCUCCAAAAGAGAGUAAACUUAAAAUAGACCAUAAAAACAACGAUACCAGUAGUUCCCAACAUAGCCAUCAGGGCUCAAGGUCACUUAUGGAUAAUAAUCUUCAGCAAGAAGUUAAGAAAAAAAAGCCAAACACAGUGUCUCCUGUUUCUUGCCAUGUGAAAAAAGUAGAUGUGGUAAGCCCUUUUAGACCAACUUCUGUGACAGAAAAUAAGGAAAAGCAACCUGUGCAUCAGAAUGGAAAAAGCAGUGUAAAAGUUAAGAGAGUUUCACAGCCACGAGCAAGCGAAGCAGAUCAAACCCAUCAGCCAGAGAACGCUGAGAAGUCCAAACGUGUAAGCAUCCUCGAACUCUGUGAAGAAAUUGCAGGUGAGAUUGAGUCAGACACUGUUGAGGUAAAAAGAGAUUCUCCUAACACUGAGCAUGAAAAAAGAGAAGAGAAGUAUGCAGAAGAACAGCUGCGACAGACUGAAAUACUUACUCAGAAGGAACCCAAUCAAAGCACUCAGUGCAAGAGGUUCUUCCCUAGCAAAAAAGGAAUGCCUGUCAAAUGUACACUGAAUGGCAGAAAUAAUUCCACAAACAAAAACUCUAAGUGGACCAAAAUUAAACUUUUGAAAGCUAAUCAUAUGAAGCAAAGUAACUUAAAAUCUGCAAGUGUUUCCACACUUGGUUUGUUAAAAAUGAAAUCUACAGUUGCAGAGAUGAGUCAAGUGCGAACUAUGGAAACGCAGCUUUCAAAAACUCCAGUCAAAUUGCCAAUGACAAAAGCAUGUGAGGAUGAAAGUAAAACUUGUUUGCAGGAGAAAUUGGAAGUUCCUUCUGAAAGAGUUAAAGCUAAAGAUGUGACAUCAGAAGCAAAACAACCCACAAAAAGAGCUGCUGAAAAUGGCUUGGAUAAUUCAACAAAGCAAUGUCCUGAGCCAGCCCCAGAUGAGAGUUUCAGCCUGCAUUUGGAUUCAAGCCCAGAAAGUUCUCCAGCAAAAAGUAUUGCAGGACCUCCAGCACCAAAACAAGCCAAGAAAGAGGCAGGAGAGUGUCAAUCUCAAGGUUUGGCUCCCAAGCAGUUGGUGCGUGCUUUAUUCACAAAUCAAACAUCUGAGACUAAUGAGAACAGGGUCCCUUUGCCAAAUCAUACAUUAACACCAAGGUGCAGUAGUGUACUAUCAGAAGAGCAUAUUCAGAAAUUAAAAGAAGCAGGAAAAGAUGGUGAUAAGCAGCUGAUAAUUGAUGCAGGACAAAAGAGAUUUGGCGCUAUUUCCUGCAAUAUUUGUGGAAUGCUUUAUACUGCAUCAAAUCCGGAGGAUGAAACUCAACAUCUGCUGUUUCACAACCAAUUCAUUAGUGCUGUAAAAUAUGUGGGAUGGAAAAAGGAGAGAAUUUUGGCUGAGUACCCUGAUGGCAAAAUAAUAAUGGUUCUUCCUGAUGAUCCAAAAUAUGCACUUAAAAAGGUUGAAGAGAUUAGAGAAAUGGUAGACAAUGACUUGGGGUUUCAACAAGCUCCACUUAUGUGCUAUUCUAGAACAAAGACACUUCUCUUUAUUUCUAAUGACAAAAAAGUGAUUGGAUGUUUAAUUGCUGAGCAUAUACAGUGGGGCUAUCGAGUUAUAGAAGAGAAGAUUCCAGAAGCUAGCUCAGAAAAUGACAAAGUCACAUUCGAAAGGCAAAAAGCCUGGUGCUGCUCAACUUCUCCUGAGCCUGCAAUCUGUGGGAUUAGUCGAAUUUGGGUGUUCAGCAUGAUGCGCCGGAAGAAAAUUGCUUCUCGGAUGAUAGAAUGUCUUAGGAAGAGAAAUAACUUAAAUCUGGAUCUGCCUCUUUGCACUAACUGCUCGGAUAUUGACUUCACUUGUUUUUUUGAGAACAGGUAGGUUGGAAAAAAAAAUGUUUACAAUUUAAGUGGUACCUGAUUCUCCCUUAUUUGUUCUGGACUAUUUCAGGCAGGUUACUGUUGAGAUCCAAAAUCAUCAAAAAUUCUGAUUUUGUGGCAUUUGUGUUGGAAAGAAGCUCAAGUAGCUAACUUGGGGUGUGGAUUAUGGUAGCAAGGCUUUUAAAAGUUAGGCCUUUUACUGUUAAGCAUUGCAGUGCCAAAGUCCCUCCCAGGAAAGAACCAGCCAGUUUCUAAACUUUUUUUUAAUACAAGGGUUAGAAAGUUGUUUUCAGAACCUGGGAGUAUCAAAGGCACCAUCAAAUGAGUAUGUGCAUUUGAUAAUUGGACUUUGAUUUUAAUUUUAGAAAGUUUGUGAUAUUUAGUACUUCUCCAUUAAGCUGCUGUAAAUGUUUUUUUUUAUUAGGAUCUAAAAAAGGUUACUCCCCAGACAACACCGAAAAGCUCUUUCAGUUUACAUUUCUAACUUAUUUACAGGAUACAGUUACCUUAGCGGACUAAAGCCAAAUCAAAGAUAAUGGAAAAAUCCUCAACAGUCCUUGAAUUCACUGUCUUUGACCUGUUUCACUAGCUUAAUUCUAGCUUUGACACCCUCCCAACAGACCUGCAUUCCAAAAUAAGAAAAAAAAAAUCUGUGUAAGAUCUCUUUGAGCCAUAUAGGAGCCCAACUAGUUACAUGGUCGUAAAUGUCAGUCAGAAGAUAACUGUUAAACUUCUUUAAGAAUAAAGCAGUUGGAACAUCAGCAUACAUUGGGCACUGCUGCAGUAUAAGUGUAAAAAAUGGAAGAUGUGCAGAUUCUAUUGUAUUCUCUUCUAGUGGGUGUUUCAGGUGCGUUCACUACCAAGACUAGUAACACAAUUGAAGUCCACAAAACUUCUCUGGUGAAUGAAAUCAAGCUCUUUUGAAAUCCUCUCCCUCACUUUUUUUCAUAGACUCAACACAUUUUGACUGAAAUCUUACUUUUUUGAUCUAGAGGUUAAUGCAUUCUACCUUAAUCUGCAAGCAGGUAUAAUAACCUGGACAUUUUAUAGAUUAGUCCCUUGGUAUCUCUUUAACAAGAGCUUUUCUUCUGACUGUUGAAGUUGCUUUCAGUUAAGGUCUUGGAGAGCUCCAGAUGUCCAUAAACCGAAGUCCACCAAAAAUAUAUCUGGUAAAAUAGAAAAAGUUUUGAUAUCCUGAACUUGUUUUUCCCCAAGGUAAAAAGGGAGGAGAAAACACUUUCAGGCCAUUGUCUUACUUUGUCAAACAAAAGGUUAUAGAGUCAUUUAUGAUAAACAUCUUGAAAGUAUCUUAUCUAUUAUGUACAUUAAUAUGCUGUGUUCUUAAACAUUCUGAAUCCGUUGAUGUACUUUUACCCCAGUACCAAGUGGUGUCUUGGACCAUCAUUUCUACUCAGUCUUCACACAACUCAGGAAUUGCCUGCUGCCAGUUGUUUGUAGCUCAGAACCCUGGUAUUUCUGGUAGUUUUAAUUGCAGAACACAAGUAUUUUCCUCCACUUAAUCAGACGGUACUUAGAAUACAAUGCUAAAUCCAUUCUAAAAUGAAUACAAUGAUUCUUUUUUUACAGCUCAUAGGAAAUAGCAUUGAUAGAUACAUUCAGUAUCAAGACUAGUAACACCGUUGAAGUCCAUAAAACUUCUGUACAGAUUAAUUAAAUCAAACUCUCUUUUGAAAUAUUUUCCCUCAUUUU
Alligator mississippiensis (American alligator) is the source of this 4985-nucleotide messenger RNA. It is a transcript of the gene ESCO1, whose product is annotated as establishment of sister chromatid cohesion N-acetyltransferase 1. Gene Ontology annotation, biological process: mitotic sister chromatid cohesion. Gene Ontology annotation, molecular function: protein-lysine-acetyltransferase activity. The transcript has 11 exons. Gene Ontology annotation, cellular component: nucleus; chromatin. The record is from RefSeq and is a predicted model, not a curated record. Lineage: Eukaryota; Metazoa; Chordata; Crocodylia; Alligatoridae. Bases 223 to 3276 code for a protein of 1017 amino acids.